GGCAGAUACAUUUCACCAAAUUCAUCAAGCUCACCCAUUUCACCCAUUUCACCCAGUUUUUAUCUGUUAUUGGCUUUCUGAAAUUGGAUUUUCAUCUUCAUCUUCCUGUCUUGUGGCGUUCUCAAGACACAGUCAUUCAAUUCUAAUUUCAAUAGACGGACUCGGAUCAACAAUUGACUACCGCGGCCGUUCACAUUUCCACAUACAGUCGAGCACAUCAACUCAACUCCAUAGCAUAGAGAAACGAUAAUCCACAACAACUUUAAUUCAACUCUUGCACGUAUCCCACGUAUUCAGAAACUUUGAUAAACCAUUUGUCAAAUCAUCUCCACUUCGUUCAUCAUGGGUCUCGUCAAGAAUCUCCUUCACUUUUCUGUCCACCCAAAUCAGCUGAGAGCAAUCUUACAAUGGAAGCUAUGGCACGACCCAGUUCACACCAGAGAUCCAUCCAAGGAGCCUCAAUCCCUCAAGGAUUGCUUCAAAUACCUCGAGUUGACCAGUCGAAGUUUUAGUUCGGUUAUCCAAGAAUUGAACCCAGAAUUGCUUGUGCCAGUCGCCCUUUUCUAUCUGGUUCUUCGAGGAUUGGAUACUAUUGAAGAUGAUAUGACCAUCCCAUUAGGGAAGAAAGAACCCUUGUUAAGAGCUUUUGACAGCAUUAUUGAGGAGGAUGGAUGGUCAUUCAACGAGAACGGGCCAAAUGAAAAGGAUCGAGAACUCUUGGUUCACUUUGACUGUGUCAUCACUGAAUUCAAGAAGUGCAAACCAGCAUAUCAAGUCAUUAUCAAGGAUAUUACCAAAAAGAUGGGUAAUGGAAUGGCCGAUUAUGCGAACAAUGCAGAGCACAACAUCAAUGGUGUUAACACUAUCAAAGAUUACGAAUUAUACUGUCAUUAUGUAGCCGGUCUCGUAGGAGAUGGUUUGACAAGAUUGUUCAUCGAGGCCAAGUUUGCAAACCCAGCGUUGCUUGGCAAGCCAGAAUUGUCCGAAUCCAUGGGCCAAUUCCUUCAAAAGACAAACAUCAUCCGCGAUAUUCGGGAGGAUUUUGAUGACAAGAGACGUUUCUGGCCCAAGGAGAUCUGGUCGAAGCAUGUCGACAAGUUUGACGACCUUUUUGACCCCAAAAAUAGACAAAUCGCUUUGAAUUGCAGUUCAGAAAUGGUCUUGAAUUCUCUCCGCCAUGCCGAUGAAUGCUUGUUCUACAUGGCAGGCAUUAAAGACCAGAGUGUCUUCAAUUUUGUUGCUAUCCCACAAGCCAUGGCAAUCGCAACCUUAGAGCUUGUUUUCCAGAAUCCUGCUAUUUUUGAGAAGAAUGUCAAGAUCACAAAGGGUGAUGCUUGCCAAUUGAUGAUGGAGUCCUCACAGAAUUUGCGUACUGUUUGUGAUAUCUUCCAGAGAUAUGCAAGAAAGAUAAAUAAAAAGAACUCGCCUAAGGACCCUAACUUCCUCAAGAUUAGCAUUGCAUGCGGCAAGAUCGAACAAUUCAUUGAAUCUAUAUUCCCAACCCAAAAUCCUCAGGCGAUCGCUUUACAACAAGCUGGUGAAACAUCUGCAGCACAAAAGAAAUCAGCAGCCGAGGAAGCAGAGGCCAAGAAAGAUGUCUUCUACCUCAUGUUGGCAGUAUUCGGAACCCUAAUAUUCGUCUCUGGACUUAUGAUUGGAGCAGCAUGGCUUGCAGGAGCUCGAUUCGACGUCGCUUUGAACGAAAUCAGAAAAGGAAACUACGCACCUAAAGAUCAAGGUAUUCCAGAAGUGCAAAACACUGCACCUGCAUUUGAUCAUGCGGAACUCUAAUUCUUUACUUCUUUUGCGAUACCUCUUUUUAACUCAUAUAAAACUUCUACUCUUUCAUUGUACCCGAGAUUCGUUAAUUGAUGUACCAUAACUUUGGGUCACGAUGCUGAUGGAAAUAAUGGGAUGUGUAUUAACGACUAUUUCAUCUAUUCUUUUCGAAUUUUCUGAGCGUUAAUGUGUAAUUUGAUAUAAAAAAUGGGGUUUCUACCGCUGUGGAAUGUUCAAUAACUCUGAACUGUCGUGUGGAAGCUUCAGACGAGCAAUACAACAAAAACAAUAAGAAUGAGAUCGUCCACUCCCUGGGGGAAGGAAUCUCGCUGUGGUGCUUACUAUCAUGUUUUAUUUCUUUUCAUCUAUUCUGUCUAGUUUUGUCAAGUAGCCAAUUUAAUUCAACAAUUUUAACAGGUACGAACA
Molecule: messenger RNA, 2205 nt
Organism: Botrytis cinerea B05.10
Lineage: Eukaryota; Fungi; Ascomycota; Leotiomycetes; Helotiales; Sclerotiniaceae
Gene: Bcerg9
Product: Bcerg9
Exons: 4
Coding region: 343-1791 (482 amino acids)
Biological process (GO): ergosterol biosynthetic process; farnesyl diphosphate metabolic process
Cellular component (GO): endoplasmic reticulum membrane
Molecular function (GO): squalene synthase [NAD(P)H] activity
Source: RefSeq, a predicted model, not a curated record